CACAGCUCAUCGGAUUCCUCCAGGAUAAACGUUCACAUUCCGAUUGCCAGCAAAUCGGAAUCGCACCACCCCUUCGCAUCGAAUCGACUCGCGGAGGAAGUUUACAUCCGUCCAAGUUUCAAAGUCACCCCCCCCACCCCCCCAUGCUUCCCGUGCGAUGCGCGGCUCAUUCUCGAUCCGCUGCUGGACGAGGGCAUCGCAGGGACCGCGCCGCACGGACUUGGUGGCCAUCCUUGACGGCGCCUGCCGCUACGGGCUGGUGAACGCGGCGCUGCUGCUGCUGCUCUACGCGGCCUUCUCGGCCCUCGCGUCCUGCGCCACGGGCCCGGGCCACGGCGGUUGAACUUUUGGGACUUCUCAACCCCCUCCCACCCCCCCGGGGUCGUUGGUUGGACCCCUACCCCGGGGUCGUUGGUUGGACCCCCCCUGCCCCCACGGGCGCACGGCCUCCUCUUGCCACCCGCUGCUCCCUCGCCGCGUAUUUGACGGUGAAACAUGCGGCGCCUCUUGCUGGUCUCGAACUCGACGCUGCACGGCGGCGGUUACCUGGACCACUGUGAGCAGCAGCUGCGAGACUUCUUGGGGAGCGCUGUAAGCAGGGUGCUCUUCAUUCCGUACGCCCUGCAGGAUCACGAUGCCUACACCACCGCGGCCAGGACCAAAUUUCAAAGUUUGGGUUACGAAAUCGACGGCAUUCACAAAGCAGAGGAUCCGGUGGAAGCAGUGAAAAAUGCCCAAGGCAUAUUUAUAGGUGGAGGAAACACUUUCCGCCUUUUGAAAAUGCUAUACGACAAAAGACUCGUUGCCGAGAUUAGGAAACGUGUCCUUGAGGAUGGAAUUCCCUACAUUGGCUCCAGCGCUGGUACAAACGUUGCAACAGUCAGCAUCAACACCACCAAUGACAUGCCCAUCGUGUACCCUCCUUCACUCAAUGCUCUCGAUUUGGUACCCUUCAACAUCAACCCACACUACCUGGACACUGACCUCAACAGCAAGCACAUGGGGGAAACGCGACAGCAGAGGAUUGUGCAAUAUCAUGAGGAGCCUAACACCCCACCUGUACUGGCUUUGCGUGAAGGUUGCAUGUUGCUCGUGGAGGGUGACAAAGCCACACUGCUCGGCUGUACCAAAGCACGACUUUUUUUAAGAUCGAAGGAACCCACAGAGCACGAUGUUGGCACAGACUUCAGCUUCCUGCUGGCCCAUGAAUGAGCACUGCCUCCCUUCUCUGAAGACAUCACUGCUUUCAUAACUCUACAUCAGUUAUCCGACAGGAACAAUCCAACCAGUGCCACACUAUGCAUAGUCAGUAUCAACUCAUCUAUGCCGUAAGAUACAAUUGAAGUAGGCUGCAGUUGCCACUUGUGUAGUUUCUUGGUUGUUUAUGCUAAUGGUGUUAUCAUUUAUUUUGAAAUAAAAUUCAUCAACUAAUCUUGAAUUGCUAUAUUUUAGUAGUUUAAGGAAUGUUCAUUGCUAAACACUAUAAU
Petromyzon marinus (sea lamprey) is the source of this 1487-nucleotide messenger RNA. Its product is annotated as alpha-aspartyl dipeptidase-like. Gene Ontology annotation, biological process: proteolysis. Gene Ontology annotation, molecular function: serine-type peptidase activity. The record is from RefSeq and is a predicted model, not a curated record. Lineage: Eukaryota; Metazoa; Chordata; Hyperoartia; Petromyzontiformes; Petromyzontidae.